UGCUGCGGCCGCUGCUGGAACAGGCGCAGGAGAUCGGCAUGAUGAACCAGUACUUCAGCUACCUUCUCACCUCACUGGACGUGCACACAGUGGACCUGGACGACUUCCGCUACCUGGGUACCAACAUCACGGCCCUGCGGCUGGUGGACCCGGACCAGCCGACGGCGUCCCAGGUGCUGCGCCACUGGCAGGCGGCGCCGCUGGCGGCCGGUCGCGCCGGCUGGCCGGCCGGCCUGCCCAUCGAGGAGCUCACCCGCUCCCAGGAUCUGUUAAACGGCGACAAAUAUGUAAACUUCUCCAGUAUUGUGACGGACACGGCGCUGAUGUAUGACGCCGUGCACGUGUUCGCGCGCGCGUUGCACCAGUACGACCAGGCGCUGACGGUGCGACCGCUCAGCUGCCAGGCGGAGGACAGCUGGGCCGAGGGCAACACGCUCGUCAACUUCAUCAAGCUGGUGCGCCUGACCGGGCUCACGGGCAAAGUCGAGUUCGACCGCGAGGGGUUCCGCACCGACUUUGACUUGGACAUUGUGGAGCUGUCAAAGGACGGCCUGGUCAAGGUCGGUACUUGGACGGCACGUACUGGCGCCAACUAUACCCGCAGCUACGGCGAGAAGAUCUUGGAGAUCGAGCACAGCCUCUGGAACAAGACUCUCAAAGUCUUCAUGACGUUGAGCGAGCCAUACAUCAUUGAUGGUCAACGAGUCGGACACGUCGCUGAAUGGCAACAGCCGGUUGAGGGCUUCUGCAUAGACCUGGUGAACGAGAUCGUCCAGGCCUGCGCAACUUCAGCGUCGAGUUCGACCUGGUGGAGGGUGGCGCGUACGGUGGCAAUAGACCCAGUCACCGGCCAGGCCACCGGCAUGGUCAAGGCGCUGCUAGGACCAGUGGGUCUGUUCGACUCGGGCAGUGAGCGGUAG
Messenger RNA from Pollicipes pollicipes, 920 nucleotides. Its product is annotated as glutamate receptor ionotropic, kainate 2-like. Lineage: Eukaryota; Metazoa; Arthropoda; Thecostraca; Pollicipedomorpha; Pollicipedidae. The coding region runs from base 39 to 920 and encodes 293 amino acids. The transcript is spliced from 7 exons. The record is from RefSeq and is a predicted model, not a curated record.